AUGACCGAAGUAGCUCGACUCCGACUCAACAGUAUCAAGAAGCUGUCCACCAUUGCCCUGGCCCUUGGUGUGGAGAGGACUCGGAGCGAACUCCUUCCAUUCCUUACAGACACUAUCUAUGAUGAAGAUGAAGUGCUCCUGGCGUUGGCUGAGCAGCUGGGGACUUUUACCACCUUGGUGGGUGGGCCCGAGUAUGUCCACUGCCUGCUGCCCCCGCUGGAGUCCCUGGCCACGGUAGAGGAGACAGUUGUUCGGGACAAGGCCGUGGAUUCCCUCCGGAUUAUCUCCCAUGAGCACUCGCCCUCGGAUCUGGAGGCCCACUUCGUGCCCCUGGUGAAGCGGCUGGCGGGCGGCGACUGGUUCACUUCCCGCACCUCAGCUUGUGGGCUCUUCUCCGUCUGCUAUCCCCGGGUCUCCAGUGCUGUCAAGGCAGAGCUGCGGCAGUACUUCCGGAACUUGUGCUCCGAUGACACCCCUAUGGUCCGACGGGCUGCGGCCUCCAAGCUGGGAGAGUUUGCCAAGGUUCUUGAGUUGGACAAUGUCAAAAGCGAAAUCAUCCCCAUGUUCUCCAACCUGGCCUCUGACGAGCAGGACUCGGUGCGGCUAUUGGCGGUGGAGGCCUGUGUCAAUAUUGCCCAGCUGCUGCCCCAAGAGGAUCUGGAGGCCCUGGUUAUGCCCACUCUUCGCCAAGCAGCUGAAGACAAGUCCUGGCGAGUUCGCUACAUGGUGGCUGACAAGUUCACAGAGCUCCAGAAGGCAGUUGGCCCAGAGAUUACCAAGACAGAUUUGGUUCCUGCCUUUCAGAACCUCAUGAAAGACUGUGAGGCUGAGGUGAGGGCAGCGGCCUCCCACAAAGUCAAAGAGUUCUGUGAGAACCUCUCUCCAGACUGCCGAGAGAAUGUGAUCAUGACCCAGAUCUUGCCGUGUAUCAAGGAGCUGGUGUCGGAUGCUAACCAGCAUGUGAAGUCAGCCCUGGCCUCAGUCAUCAUGGGUCUUUCGCCCAUUCUAGGCAAAGACAACACCAUUGAGCAUCUCCUUCCCCUGUUCCUGGCCCAGCUGAAGGAUGAGUGCCCUGAGGUACGGCUCAACAUUAUCUCCAACCUGGACUGUGUGAAUGAGGUCAUUGGAAUCCGGCAGCUGUCCCAGUCCCUGCUCCCCGCCAUAGUAGAGCUGGCAGAGGAUGCUAAAUGGCGGGUGCGGCUGGCCAUCAUCGAGUACAUGCCUCUGCUGGCCGGACAGCUGGGGGUGGAGUUCUUUGAUGAGAAACUCAACUCCUUGUGCAUGGCCUGGCUGGUGGAUCAUGUAUAUGCCAUCCGUGAGGCAGCCACCAGCAAUCUCAAGAAGCUGGUGGAGAAGUUUGGGAAGGAAUGGGCCCAUGUCACUAUCAUCCCCAAGGUCCUGGCCAUGUCUGGAGACCCCAACUAUCUACAUCGGAUGACCACGCUCUUCUGUAUCAAUGUGUUAUCUGAAGUCUGUGGGCAGGACAUCACCACCAAACACAUGCUACCCACAGUCUUGCGCAUGGCAGGUGACCCUGUGGCCAAUGUCCGCUUUAAUGUGGCCAAGUCCCUGCAGAAGAUUGGGCCUAUCCUGGACAACAGCACGCUCCAGAGCGAGGUGAAGCCCAUCUUGGAGAAGCUGACCCAGGACCAAGAUGUUGAUGUCAAGUACUUCGCUCAGGAGGCACUCAGUGUUUUGUCUCUGGCCUGAUAAUGGAAGAGGAGAGAGCUGGUGUUUUUGCCCCCCUCCCUGGGUGGGGUGGGGCAUCGUUGGCUCUGACUCCCAGUGCAUGGUCUGACCCCCUGGCUCCCUCCCUCUCUCCAGCACGGCUCCCAUCCUUCCUCCCUGCUCUCCCAGGGAUGGAGGGCUGCACCAGGCUAGGGGCCUUGGGGGGAUGGACAGAGUGGCCUGCAGAAGGAGUGGCCUGCCUGCCCACAGGGUAGGAGCAACAGGGCAGGAUGGGGGUCACCUAGGUCCCUGGUCCCUGAUCCUGUAAUGGGGACCCCCUUCCCUGUACCCUUUCCUCCUCCUGCUCCCCUCUCAGCCCCCAAUUGGGUGGUUUAUCGUGUCAACUGUGUGGUUUUAAUUUUGUUCCUUUUUUCUUUUCACGGAGAAAUAAAUGGAUGGAAAUACCUGGA
Molecule: messenger RNA, 2138 nt
Organism: Gracilinanus agilis (Agile Gracile Mouse Opossum)
Lineage: Eukaryota; Metazoa; Chordata; Mammalia; Didelphimorphia; Didelphidae
Gene: PPP2R1A
Product: protein phosphatase 2 scaffold subunit Aalpha
Exons: 15
Coding region: 1-1710 (569 amino acids)
Biological process (GO): protein dephosphorylation
Cellular component (GO): cytoplasm; protein phosphatase type 2A complex
Molecular function (GO): protein binding; protein phosphatase regulator activity
Source: RefSeq, a predicted model, not a curated record